Messenger RNA from Leucoraja erinaceus (little skate), 1109 nucleotides. Its product is annotated as corticoliberin-like. The record is from RefSeq and is a predicted model, not a curated record. Bases 162 to 596 code for a protein of 144 amino acids. Gene Ontology annotation, molecular function: hormone activity. Lineage: Eukaryota; Metazoa; Chordata; Chondrichthyes; Rajiformes; Rajidae. The transcript is spliced from 2 exons. Gene Ontology annotation, cellular component: extracellular region.
GCAAAGGCCAUUGCAGUGAACACAGAGCACUUACUUCACACUUACGUGGAGAUUGUAAUGCAGAUAUUACUAGGACCUCCAAGUAUCCUUGCAUUAAAUACCUGAACUUCCUACAGUCACAGAAACACAGAGGUCGGGAUCUGGGAUCGCAUCCUGCCACCAUGAACGCGUUAUUCUUGGCAACAUCCUUCUUUAUGCUCGGCUUUCUUCCCGCGAAAGAGUCGCUUCCCAUCGCAACAACCAGGCGGGUUGAUAACGACAGCAGCAAAGAACCCGGGUCGGACCCGGAACAGUGGCAGCACAGUCUCAAGUCACCACACCUACUUCAUGCAACACGGGAAGACACGAUGGGCCCGGCCGUGGAGCAGGAACCCACCCUGGUCACUGCGGCCAAUGUACUCUUAAAUGGCCAGAAUGUAGACGAACGGCGGGGUGGCGCAGAUCAGCCACUCCGAUCCAAGAGGUUCCAUACCAAGCCCAACUCCCUCGACCUUACCUUUCACCUAUUGAGAGAACUUCUGGGAAUGGCCAAAGCUCAGAAAAUGGCCCAACAAGCUGAGAUGAACAGACUGAUCAUGCAGAGCGUAGGGAAAUAAUUCAACAUUUGGUCUAUAUGUUAGAAUUAAUCAGCCAAUGCUCGUGUAACGUGUGUUAUGUCAAAAACACUGUUUAAAUCCCAAAUGCAACCCACACGGCAUAAAUUGUCAUUGUUUUAAACGUGUAGCGAAAUAUUUGCACAGCUUGUUAAAGAGCCCACAACUAACCAGUUUGUUUGGCAUAUUGUUUGGUUUCUGCUGUUUAGUAUUAGCGUUUGUAUUUCAUUACCCGACUAAUAAAAACAGUAACAUUGCAUCUGUAUUUGACGUUCUUCAAAACUAGUCUUGUCGUUCAUGAUGUGUGUGAGUGCAGCUGUUCCCGGAGAGAUUUGUCCCACUGAAAAAUAUAUAUAGGGUGAUUUCACCAAAUGUCAAAUGAGCGUAGAUACCCCCUCACGUGACGGAAAUUUUUAACUGGAGGACAUAUGUAACUUCGGUACAUGUUAGUGAAUGGGGAAACACGCACUUUCCCACCCGUUCAAAACAUGGAAAACGGCCGAUUUUUGAGCUGAA